AAAAAAGAGCUGAAGCCCACUAGCUUCAGCCUGGAAGAAGACCGAUUUUCUUUCUGCCUAACACGAGGAAUUGAUACACUCGGAGUACCAAAACUGAUCUGGUUGUGUUUAUUUGCACGUCUGUCUGUUUCGCAAGUUCUAAACCAACAACAACUCUCUCAGCGCUGGCUCCCCAAGCGAGAAUUUUCGGGGAUAAUGAACACAAAAUUAUGCCAUCUCUUUCUAUUAUAUAGCCCAGCUCGCUCGAUCCAAUGGAUGAAUUUUCAUACACACUUGCAACUCUGCUGUUCAUAAGGUAGUAUGUGUUGACAGAUGCAUCAUCGAACGAUUGUUCAUUUCACAGGUGUUGUGUAUCUCUUUCACUCUACCAAGGAGAUCUAGCAACCAUCUUUAGCUUGUCAUACAAACCAAUCUUCAUAACCUAAACUCAUUGUGAUUGUCUGUACAAAAUCUACUGUUUAUGAAGUGUUAAUCUUUAUAAAGUUGGUAAUAGUUCUUCUAGAAAAAUUUAAAUCAAAUGUCGGGUAUAAAACGGGCUCGUGAGAGUGGAAAUUUGUAUCGGCGGGCGAAUAAACACAUGAAAUUGGAUACGAUGGAAAAAGAUGCACAAGAUUCAUCUUCAAUUAAAACAGUGUUGAACCCAGAGCACUUUUUACAUGAUGAAUAUGAAUCAAUCGAGGCCGAUUUGGAGCAAACAUUGGAAUCGGAUAAACCAAUGCAAAGUGAAGCUUUUCAAGAAGAGAUUGCGGACGUGCAGGAUUAUUUCAUAGAUGAUGACUUCGAUGAUGACGACGAUGAACCCGAAAAUUUCAAAUCUGCAGAAAAUAUACCUAUCAUAGAUGGAAUCAGAUACUGGGCCUUAUCAACUAAUGCUACUUAUCGUUCAAUCAACAUGAUUCUGAAGCUAUUCAAAAGAAGCAACGUGAGAGUGCCAGCCACAGCAAAAACUUUAUUAAAGAUAGAACGGAAUCAAUCGGUAAAUAAGAUCACCGAGAUCAGCGGCGGUCACUUUUGGUACAAUGGGUUCAAAAAAUGUUUAUUGAACUAUUUUCGAGAUGCAGAAUGUUCUUCCAGCCUAUUAUCGUUAACUGUGUCGAUUGAUGGGUUGCCCUUGCACAACAAUAGUAACAUGCAAUUCUGGCCUAUUCUGUUCAAAGUGCAUGAGCUGCCCCAAGCUCCAGUCAUGACAGCAGCCAUCUUUUGUGGUACGAAAAAACCACAAAAUAUUGAUGAAUAUCUUAAUCCUAUGGUAGAGGAAUUAAAUGAACUAAUCAAGAAUGGCCUUACCAUACAUGGUUCUCGUGUGAAGGUAAAGCUGCGAGCCAUCGUUGCAGAUACACCGGCAAGGGCCUUCAUAAAAGGUGUCAUUGGUCACAACGGAUAUGAAGGCUGUCUGAAAUGCACGGCACCUGGAAAGUUUUAUAAGUCAAUGACUUUUCCUGGUUUACAUGCACCUAAAAGAACAGACAAAGCAUUCAGGAGUAAUGCAUAUUCUAACCACUGCAAGGCAGUGACACCACUAUUGAAACUGGACGAAUUUGAUAUUAUCGAAGACAUAAUUGUUGCCGACAAACUGCACUUGAUUGAUCUAGGUGUCCACAAACGGUUAGUCCUAGGUUGGCGGAAUGGAUCGUUAGGAAGAAAACGUCUGACCGAUGUGCAAAUUGACCAAAUUUGUGCAGCUUUGCAGCAAAUACCACUACCUUCUGAAAUUCACCGCAAAAUACGGCCUUUAAAAUAUGCUCACUAUUGGAAAGGUUCUGAGAGUGCAACAUUUCUCAACUAUGUUGGUUUUGUAGUUCUAAAACCUCAUCUACCAGACGACGUUUAUAAGCAUUAUAUGCUGUUAUUUUGUGCAGUCACGUUACUUUCAUCCAACGUGUACAAAGAUAAGUGGCAAUUGGCAGGUCAAUUGCUUGACAAGUUUGUUGCAGAUUAUGGAAAAGUAUACCACGAAAAGUAUAUUGGUAGCAACGUUCACAAUCUGCAACAUGUAUAUGAAGAGGUACAAAAAUUAGGGCCGUUGCCUUCUAUUUCCACAUACCCCUUCGAAAACCAUCUAUAUCAUUUAAAAAAAUUAUUGCGAAGUGGGUGGAAAGAAUUACAGCAAGCCAUCAAUCGAUUAACUGAACUCGAUGAAUUUCAUGUGGCCAAAAAAACGCCAAAAACAAGAUUUCCCCGUGUUAGUAAACGAGGAAAUACCAUAACAGUUUUCAUCCAUGAAGACUUUGUCAUGCAAAACACAUUUAAGAAUAGCUGGUUUUUGACAAAGGAUGACCGCAUUUUCAAAUUUGAAGAUGUAAAUGAUGCUAACAAUUUAAGUGGGCGGGAGGUGAAACUCAAGGGCUUAGCUUUUGAUGAUCCAUUUGAAUCAAGCGUGUUAAAUAUUUCCAAAGGAUGCAGCACUACCUUAACCAAGUCAUGCAAGGAUGUUUCUAUUGAACACAUAAAGUGUAAACUAGUAGCUGUACCAACAUCUAAAAAAAAUGAAAUUAUUUUUGUUCCAUUACUUCAUACACUUGAGGAAUGAAACGA
This is a messenger RNA of Anopheles gambiae (African malaria mosquito), 2535 nucleotides long. RefSeq lists its product as uncharacterized. The coding region runs from base 518 to 2530 and encodes 670 amino acids. The transcript has 4 exons. The record is from RefSeq and is a predicted model, not a curated record. Lineage: Eukaryota; Metazoa; Arthropoda; Insecta; Diptera; Culicidae.